AUGAUGAGUAUCAGCGGAAAACGUAAAUAUUUUUCUAUAAAUGAUCCAUUAUCAUCAUCCUUACCAACAAAAAAACGUUUUUUACAAUUUAUGUCAUUUAAUCUAAGACCAUCAUUAGUUCGAUCUGAUAUUUGUUAUCUUAGUCAAAUACCAAUUGAAAUACGUGAUUUAAUUUUAUUAAAAUUAUCUCCACAUGAACUUCAUCAAUUAGCUAAUACAAGUAAUGAAUAUUUUUCUAUUAUAUUAAAUUUUCUACGAUCAUCAAUGGGUACUCGUUAUCUUAAAUUAAUAUUGGAAACAACACCAGAUCGUCGUCGAUCAGGAGCUUGGGAAAAUCUUGGUCGAUUAUAUGGUUUAAUGACAAGUUUGGUGCCACUUUCGCGUCGAAUACAAAUUAUAAAAGAUGUACUUUUUACAAAGUUGAACUUGUUGGAUGAUGGUUCAUCUAUUGAAGAUUUAUCUCAUAUUGGUCGAUUUUUUGGUGAAGCAACAAGACAUUGGUCUGAACGAGAAAUUGCUUGGGCAUUUUCUCAAUUAGAUUCAUAUUUACAAUUAAAGAAAAAAAUUGAUCGAUUUUAUUCAUGUGAACAUGUCGGUAUCGAAAUUCAACUUGAACAUUCAAUACGUUUUUGUUUUCGUUUGGUUUAUUUUGAUUCGAUUCGACUUCAUGCACAUCGUGGUUGUUUACUAAAUGUUAUUCUUUAUAAACAACCGAUUUGGUUUCAAGCUCGACUUAUUUAUUUAUUAUUUGGACCUAUGUCAUUAAAUAAAAUUGAUUGGGAAAAAUUUUCUCGUGAUCGAUCAAAUUAUUUUACUUAUCCAAAUGUUGAUGAAGAACAAGCUUAUUUUGAUUUAAGUCGUGCUUUUAGUGUACUUAAUCGAUCAGCCCAUGCACAAAAAGCAUGGAAUAGUAAUAGCAAACUUGCUUUAUUAAAUGAACUUAUUGCACAACCAAUGUCAUGGAAAUCUGAAUAUGUUGCUGAAUUAUUAUUCUAUUGUGGCAGAGAAUUAUUAACAAAUGUAUUAAUUGCUUUUGCUAUGAAAAAUUAUCAUAAAGAAUAUGCUCAAUUAAUUCAUUCAUUAUGUAUAGUUGCUCGUCAACGUAAAGUGUAUUAUGAAAUAAUUCAAACAGCUGUUGAAGAUUCAUUUGAACGUUGUACACUUGUUGCUCAACGAAAUUCAAUUAUUAUUCAUUUACAAAAUGCAUUUCGUUGUGUGACAAGAAAUGUAAUUGCUGUUCUUGCUUCAUCAACAAUAACACAAACAGAUCAAUUACAUUAUUUACAACAACUUGAAGCGUUUGAUGCACAAAAAGCAUCACUUAUUUCAUUUCUUUUAACAAAUCAAUUUGAUCAGAACAAUUAA
Rotaria sp. Silwood2 is the source of this 1365-nucleotide messenger RNA. Lineage: Eukaryota; Metazoa; Rotifera; Eurotatoria; Philodinida; Philodinidae. The record is from the annotation of a GenBank genome assembly.